Molecule: messenger RNA, 5885 nt
Organism: Pomacea canaliculata
Lineage: Eukaryota; Metazoa; Mollusca; Gastropoda; Architaenioglossa; Ampullariidae
Product: forkhead box protein B1-like
Biological process (GO): anatomical structure morphogenesis; regulation of transcription by RNA polymerase II; cell differentiation
Molecular function (GO): DNA-binding transcription factor activity, RNA polymerase II-specific; RNA polymerase II cis-regulatory region sequence-specific DNA binding
Source: RefSeq, a predicted model, not a curated record
UGGAAGGAAAUAGAUACAAGCAAACGCAUGUAGAGCAAACAUGCUGACACAUAGUCAAGCAAGCAAGCAAACUGACAGAAAGAACAUUUUGCACCGUAAGUGCCAUUAACUACAGGGACCAGCUAUCUUCUUUUUAAUAUUUUACACACAAGGAAGCGACCUUUCCCUCCUGCCAUUAAAAUCUUUUUUUUUUUUUUGGUUGUUAAAUAAGUUAUACAUAUACGAGUGUAUGCAUCAUUACCCGUAGGCGACUUGUAAACCCCGCUCGCGAACCUUCUCUCUUCCUUCCGAAUAAGAGCAUCUAGACGAAUCCCUCACACUUUCUCCCUGGGACACCAUCCCACUCGCUUGGCUUGUUACAGCAAACAGGGAGACGUCAAACACGACUAAUUUCUCGUCUGUUAGGAUCGGUGUUAGCCCCGUGGUCCCCCUCCCUGUGAAGCCCGGCAUCGCUCGUCUGCUCCUAUUGUUCCCACCAGGAGUCAGGUUCCAGGAGGGCGUGGCUCCGCAAGCCCGAUCCCCCAACCUCCCCCUUUCUUGUCACGCCGACGGUCGAAGAGCUCGGGUGCUGUAGCCCCGCCCACUGGAGGAGAUUGACUGACAGAGGCGCGAGAAGUCGUCUGGCAAGAGAUGAGAAUUAAGCGAAGACGAGGUUGACAGGGUGAAGGAUGCCAUGAAGUUGCGGUGCGUUUGUGCCGUGCCGGCGGAGCGCAACCUUGCUGUCAAAAUGGUGUGACAAGUCACCUUUUCACCCCCCGAGUGUUCAUGUUGGGCUGUUGCUAAACACGGGAGGAGGAGGAGGAGGACAGACGUGGACGACUGGUCUCUCAAGCUUUCUCAACCUCGGACACUUGGCCAUUCAGUCUUGAAGCUCAACCCGAGGUAGCAGCUGUUUGCAGAAAACUUACUUCGACUACCCGGCUGACUUCGACUGGGGGACAUUCCGGGUAAAGGGGGGAACCUUCGUCAUUGGUAUGUGUGUGUGAGAUCCCGUUGUUUACAGCCUCACCCUCGGUGUCUUCUCGACGACGAUUUGGAACCGAGGGGCUUAACGAACAUUGCGCUUCCUCGCGGAGAGCUUUCAGAAUGAUGACUGUAGGCGCAAUAAUUUAUAAUGCACUUAUGCGACGACUGUUUGCACGAUGAAAGGGAGAAUUUUACAGUUGAUGUGAUUUUCAAUUGAGCUUCGAUCGACGUAGGAAUCAAGUGGAUGAGAGGUGACAUCAUAUCUUGUUCAAGGCUCAGAAACUCAAAUUACGUCAAAGCCUCUGUUGCUAGGUAAACAUCAUUAAUAAACAAUUCGAUUAGUUAGAAUAAAAAAAAAAAAAACAGGUGAAAGAGGAAAACAAGGAACAUCUGUGGAACACGAAUGCGAAGACUUGACAGUUCAGUGAAAGACGUGUUCAGAGCAAACUUACCUUGCCUCACCUGGUCUUCUGACGAUGUGAUUAACUGUAGGGAUAUGGGCAGAAACACCGGCAAGAAAGCGACUACUGCAAAUGAUAAGUCUGUUCGUAUUUAGUGAGCUCCACCCUUUAAAGUAAACAACAGCCAACAGAGUGCUCCUGAAAGAGGCCUUGCCAUGCCGAGACCGGGUAGAAACAGCUACGAGGAGCAGAAGCCUCCGUACUCCUACAUUGCCCUCACUGCCAUGGCGAUUCAGAGCUCGCACGAGAAGAUGCUGCCUUUGAACGAGAUCUACAAGUUCAUCAUGGACAAUUUUCCUUUCUGAAAGAACACUCAGCGCUGGCAGAACUCCCUCCGCCAUAACCUGUCCUUUAACGACUGCUUCAUCAAGAUCCCCAGACGCCCGGACCGCCCCGGCAAGGGCAGCUACUGGGCCUUGCAUCCCAUGUGCGGGGACAUGUUCGAGAACGGCAGCUUCCUGCGUAGGAGGAAGCGCUUCAAGCUGUUGAAAUCCCCGGGGAAUCUGUCGCAUGGAGUGGACCCAGCCUUGAGCUUAAAACCAGGUCUGCAGCCCUCGGCCAGCUUCCUACAAGAACAAGCAAGGCUGCGAUUGCAGCAGUGGGGGGCUGCCACCGGCGCCAGGUUCCAGCCGUACCCGUUGUCCCCCAUCACGCCGUCCUCGGAGACCAUCAUCAGUAGCUUCCAAACCUCCUUUUCUAUCGACAGCAUCAUGGCACCCGACUUCAAGUCCCAGGCACCUCGAUUUCCACCCCAGCCCGGCCUGCUGAGUCCUACCUGCCGGCCUUCAGUCACUUGGCCAGCGGCAUUUCUCAGGCGGCUUUGAUGGCGUCCUACGCAGCGUCCAUGGAACUGUCUGGCCCACUGGGGUCACCCCUUGCUCGGCUGCCGGGUCGCUCUUGUCUAGAGUGUCUCCAUCGGACUUUCCCUUGUUAAAACACGACAUCAUGCCUCCAGCGGUCCCUGUGCCGAUAAAACCCUCUCCCAUCAACCCCCUGGCUGCCCUUCACGGAGCAGGUGUGGCUCCUUCCGGGGCACUGGCAAGGGUGGGGCUACCCUUGUCCCUGGCAUCCUCGCUGGCAGUAGGGAGGCCCCACCACGGCAUUUUCCUUGACAUCCGUGCCCAGCUUCUCGCCGGUGGAGUGUUGCGCGCUGGUCAGCAGCCUGGCUGAGGUCGGGGCAUCAGUACUGACCAGAGGCUCUCACCUGUCCAGAGACAAUGCCUCUGCUCUGGCACUGGUGUCCAGCGUGAUGGACAGGGAAUCUUCCGGUGCCGAUCGCUCACUUCCGCUUCCGGUAGUUCGUCUGCCGUCGCCGUCGUCUUCUGAAAGCUGACACCUUUCGUCGAUGUCGGACAAUGAACGGACCUGACCCUGACCCAUCUGCUGUUCGCGACUUUUGUGCUGAAGAGCUCGCAAGAAGUUGGUGACAGCGUCGACAAGGCGCGGGUCGCAGACUUGGCGAAAAUCCUCUUCCCUUGUUCUUCAGCCACUGGCCAGGUCUCCUGUGCCCCUGGUCGGUAUCAUCAAAACAACAUCUAGAACAAGCCGACGCUGACUCCUUCAAACAAUUAGUGUUUCUCUCUGACGGACCCCUUUCACCGCCUUAAUCCAGACUUUGCAUAAGCAAUGCAGUUUGUCCCCUCUUUCAUUUUGUUUUACAUCGUAAACAGACAGGGCCAAGUGCCAGGCGAAACCCGUCUCCAGGAGAACAUUAACUCGGAGAGGGUUAGGCGGACGUUUGGUCUUAAUUAAAGGGGGAUUACUCGCAAUGGUGGCAUUUCUCACUGGAGGAGGAUGCCUGUCAGAGCCUCUGGCGUAUGUGAAAAACCUUCAUUUUGUGUGUAGCUCCACUCCAACGCACUCCUUGGCCAAACUCUACAGGAGGAAUCUUCUACUAGAGGUAUAAACAUAACUUAUUCCUCUCUUCCACCAUCCGAGUGUAGCUCGUCUAUCCAGGUUUGUCUCCCGCUGUUAGCUGAUGUACAAAAUAUUUCCUUCUAGUAUUUGAUUAUUUAUUGAGGUAAGGUUCAGUUGCAGUGAUUUUAGUAAGUGUAUGGUUGUCGUUUUUAGUUUAAAAAAAUUAAGGAUCUUCUGGCUGGAAGUACUGAAACAGUAGUGUGUUUAUUUAAUAAUACUGAACGAGAGAGAGAGAGGAAGAGAGACAAGGGAGAGAGAACGGUGGAUAGAGAUAACUGAUAAUCAACCUAAAACAGAGCUGAUUUGGAGGAAAGAGCUGGCAUAAUUAUACUGACAUGAUAUUCUCUCUUUUGAACCAGAAUGGAAGUGCUCUGUCUGUCUCUAAGGUGCAGACAAAUUACACGCAAAUAGAAAUAAUGUAAAAUUUCAGUUUGGAAGUUUCCUUUCGAGUGGUGAUGUAUUGGCGUCUGGACCUGUAAUUGUCAAGACUUUUGACUACAUGGUGUGUGUGUUUUCGCUUCGUGUAACAUCCUCCAUUUUGUAAACCUUUUUCCGUAUACCUUGCAGAACCUUGAUUAUAAACCAUCCCCAAUAAAACACUACAAGACUCCCUCACGGUAUGCAACAAAAACAACAGGAUUGAUCGACUUGACUAAUCAACCAGGCUAUAAAAAGCAUAAAAACAAGUAACAAUUGAAAUGUUUUAAACAGCAACAAUAAAAUGAUGGUAAAAUUUGGCAUAGCGCCUUUGGAAAGACCAUUUCUCUAUCUGUUUCUGCGCAUGACAAUCUGUGCGUUCUGUUUUGUUUUAUAAAUGAAUGUGAUCCUAAUUUGUACCGGAAGAUAAAUCACUAGUGAUGUACCAAAAUAUUUAUCAACAAAUGGCUGAUGCUCGAUGUGAGGUACAUUUUCCCCAAAUCUGGAUGAAUAAUCCCUUUAGUUCUUGACAGACACAUGUACAAACAUCUGCCAGGAGUCAACAACACUGACGUCACGAUUGUACACGGAGACGGUUAUGUUGUAAAGGUUUCAGCUGUACAGCAGGGAACAUAAUGUAAACUUGACAUAUCCUGACUUCAUGAUUUCUACCUUUUUCUGAAUAAUUUGAUAUUUGUAAAUGUUUACCUCGGAAACAAACAAGGAAUAUUCAUCCAGUUUCUUGAGGACAGAGCGUCUGACACCGAGCUUUACAACAAUCAGUAGAAACAUAUUUCACGAAUCUGUCAACAAAAUGCUACACAACAUUGGAAACUGCUGUGUUGUGUUCGAAUUUUUCUGCACAUCUCACGGAGCUGUCCCAAAUGUUUUCUCACCACAGAUCAGUCUGCCAGCAAACAUCUCCAUAAUACUUCCCCGCGUUGACACAUUCCCCUGACAAGUAAAGUACACUUGUGUGAGAUUUCCUCGCAAACUGAAAGGCAAGUUCGACAUAGACUGGCAGCCAGACCCCAGAGUUCCGGACUGAUAAUUAUCAUUAAGGUGCCUUUUUCUUUGCUGCUGAUCGUGGGUGGAUACUAUAUCUGUCAUUGUUUCCCUCUUUUUUUGUAUUUUGUUGCUCUUACACGCGUGAUCGUAAUAAUUUAGAAAUUUAUGCUGCUGAUGCCCAAUAAUUCGUUAGAAUUUUUAAAUAUUUUCUCUGGUUACUGGAAGUACACCCACCAUUUCCAUUCUAUUGCACGGGAGUAAGGCUGUUCACCAGACAGGUCAAGAAUGUUGUCAGAAAUCCUGAUCCUGUUGUAUGGGUUCAAUCUUCUAUACGUGUGACUGCCAGUCUGUACUAGCAGAACUGAUCACUUUUUUUUUGUUUUUUUUUUGUUGUUGUAAAAAUAGAAUCUGUUUCUCAUAUCAUGUGGCUUUAUCUGCCGGGUUUUUGUAGAAAUAUUUCUCAGACAACAUUAUUUAGCUGUUCGCCUUCUGAAUUGCGUCUCGUCAGGCUGAUAAACACGUUUCGCAUUCUGCUUUUUCUUGUUUUGUUUUUGAAUAUCCAGGGCUAUCGGGACUGUUUAAUGUAACACAGUUCUAUUACACAGUGUUCGUUCAGUACCCUCCUGUCAGACCGCUGGUGGUCCAGUGGUUCAACCGUGAAGCGCUUGUCAUCAGAUCAGCGAUGAUCGGUUAUCGUUUGUUCAUACCUCGGGUAUGUUGUUCUUUCUCUAAAGGUGGCAAGUGUUUACAUGGGCGACAUUGUCGGUGUCUUUAUUUUAGACAUAUCUACCCGUAAAACACAAUUCUAGCUCAGCAACCGACCCUAACACUACGAUUGUCUGUAUCAGGUAACAUUUUCAAAACGGAUUUCAUCACCGUACGAACUUCUUUCGUGCCGCCAUGUGGCGCCCUACUCGGUCAUUCGGAAGGAGUCGCAUACACCUACAGACAUUAUAGAACAUAGACAUUCAGCUAUGUCACGAUAAUUAAAUUUUUUUACAGGCGUCGUGGGUAUGCGAAGGAAUGUGAAAUUUUAUUAAAAUCAUCCUCUGACCAAAGCCUAUGUUUUGUUGUUGUUUUUGUUGUUUUAAAUGAUAAAUAAAUCAAAUAAAAUUC